Sapajus apella (tufted capuchin) is the source of this 2505-nucleotide messenger RNA. It is a transcript of the gene RSPO3, whose product is annotated as R-spondin 3. Lineage: Eukaryota; Metazoa; Chordata; Mammalia; Primates; Cebidae. The transcript is spliced from 6 exons. The coding region runs from base 513 to 1238 and encodes 241 amino acids. The record is from RefSeq and is a predicted model, not a curated record.
GCGUCUCCUGCUCGCGCACUCCAGAAGCAGCUCGGGGUCUCUCAACCGCCCCUUGGCCAUGGCCGCAGUGCCGACAGCGCCCGCUCCCCUGCUCUCCCGGGGCCCCAGCCGCUGCCGCCGCAGCCGCCGCAGUUUCUGAGCCCAAGGGGCCACCGCUGCCGCCGCCGCCGCUCGCCCGUCCGGAUCCCGCCUGCGGCAGCUGCCGCACAACAUGCUACCUGCAGCCGCCCCGGCGGCUCCUGGAACUCCGGUUCGCGGCAAUGCCAGCCACCCCAGCGAAGCCGCCGCAGUUCAGUGCUUGGAUAAUUUGAAAGUACAAUAGUUGGUUUCCCUGUCCACCCUCCCCGCUUCGCUUGCCAUCACAGCACGCCUAUCGGAUGUGAGAGGAGAAGUCCCGCUGCUCGGGAACUCUCUAUAUACGCCUAACACCUACAUAUACUUUUAAAAACAUUAAAUAUAAGUAACAAUCAAAAGAAAAAGGAGAAAAGGAAGGGAAGCAUUACUGGGUUACUAUGCACUUGCGACUGAUUUCUUGUUUUUUUAUCAUUUUGAACUUUAUGGAAUACAUCGGCAGCCAAAACGCCUCCCGGGGAAGGCGCCAGCGAAGAACGCAUCCGAACGUCAGUCAAGGCUGCCAAGGAGGCUGUGCAACGUGUUCAGAUUACAAUGGAUGUUUGUCAUGUAAGCCCAGACUAUUUUUUGUUCUGGAAAGAAUUGGCAUGAAGCAGAUUGGAGUGUGUCUCUCUUCGUGUCCAAGUGGAUAUUAUGGAACUCGAUAUCCAGAUAUAAAUAAGUGUACAAAAUGCAAAGCUGACUGUGAUACCUGUUUCAACAAAAACUUCUGCACAAAAUGUAAAAGCGGAUUUUACUUACACCUUGGAAAGUGCCUUGACAAUUGCCCAGAAGGGUUGGAAGCCAGCAACCAUACCAUGGAGUGUGUCAAUAUUGUGCACUGUGAGGUCAGUGAAUGGAAUCCUUGGAGUCCAUGCACGAAGAAGGGAAAAACAUGUGGCUUUAAGAGAGGGACUGAAACACGGGUCCGAGAAAUAAUACAGCAUCCUUCAGCAAAGGGUAACCUGUGUCCCCCCACAAAUGAGACAAGAAAGUGUACAGUGCAAAGGAAGAAGUGUCAGAAGGGAGAACGAGGAAAAAAAGGAAGCCAAAUACAAGCCUGUAACAAAAGGAGCUGGGGCUCCAACAUCAAGAAACUUGUUAUUUCCUUUUUAUUUUUUGAAUAGACCUAAGACACUCAUUUUUUACUACUAGCUUCUUUGGGUCCUUAAAUUCUGUUUGGUUAGGUCACCUAUUUUCCAUGACUAUUUCUGAGAUGGUCAAACAAAUACAAAGAAUAAGCUUUUUAAAAAACUACAACGGGUUUUAAUGCCUAGGAGAAAAACAUGUCACUUCAUUUUAUGUGUCAACAGAAAGUAAUUUAGGAUGAAUUUAUAAUAAUCCAGGGUGUGGACAAUGAAAAAGCUCAAGAUACACUCUAAGGAAGACAUAUUCUGCUCCAGGGUUUUUAUAACUAUUUAAAUUGAAAUAAAAGUCAAAGUUCAUCUUCAUUUAACUCAGGUGACACCUGUUGCAAAAUAUUGAGGAAAAUGUUUGGUUAUCAUUCCUUGAAGCUGAAUCUUUAUACCUUUGCUUGAUAAUCUCUACAAUUCCCUGUGGCAGCAAAUUUUUAUUUCUAGUAAACUCUACCUGUUUUUUCCUUCACCUUAUUGAGAUUCCUAAACCUUAUAUUUUAAGCCAAGAAUAAUUUUGAACUUGGUCUGUCCUUAUUGCAACGCCUUCCUCUAAGUAGGGUGAAUUUUGACCCAAGAUUAGCCUGCCUUUGGGGUUUAUGAUGUGACGUGCCACGGCUGAUGGCCCAUGAAAGGGACUGCUAAAUCUAUUGCUCACAUCAAUAUUCCCACUGGAUAUUUUGCUCAUUCCUUGGGAAUUUCAAAGAAUAACAAAUAACCAACAAAUCAUCAAAAACUAUAACAUGUUACCCAAUUCUUGGGAAUAAGCCAGUGAGACUAAAAUCUGCUUAAGUAUCACAAAUGUGAAUUCCCAGCAUUUCAGGCUUGUAAACUGUAUCCAACGCUCACCAAUGUCUAUUCCAUAUCUCAGCUGUACAGAAGGGGUACAUUCAUCUGGUAACUGUCAACAAUGAGGUUCCUUCCUUCUUGAACCCAGCUGGCCAUACAAGCAGGCAGGAGUUGCAUGUUUGACCCUGAGACAGCAGAGGAUACUUUGCCCUGCUGGAAAGACAACAGGGAUGCAAUGUAAUCUGGAAUCGAUUUGAGGUUAGCAACAGAUGCUCCACGCCAGUAAUAAGCGCUGAUCAUAAGAGCUUAAUUUUGUAUGUUAUGAGAAUUAAUCAUAAGGUAUGAGCAUAGUAUGUCACAAACUAUAGGAAUAAAUAAGAGCAGAGUGAAAUACUAAAAUAGUAAAACAAGAAUAGAAGUUUUUUAAAAAGGUAAAUUGGAGAUAUUUGUUUACUUUCUUUUUAUAGCUUGA